Molecule: messenger RNA, 4819 nt
Organism: Peromyscus leucopus (white-footed mouse)
Lineage: Eukaryota; Metazoa; Chordata; Mammalia; Rodentia; Cricetidae
Gene: Pm20d2
Product: peptidase M20 domain containing 2
Exons: 7
Coding region: 69-1367 (432 amino acids)
Molecular function (GO): dipeptidase activity
Source: RefSeq, a predicted model, not a curated record
CGAGGGCCGCCGAGCGCUGACGAGCCCGGCCGAGGGCUGACUAGGGUUGAGCGUAGUCCGCCCGCGCCAUGGGUCCGGUGGUGGAGCGGCCGGCCGAGCCGGGCACGAGCAGCAGCGUGGCGGAGCUGGAGCUGCUGAAGCAGCGCGCAGCGGAGCGCAUCGACGAGGCGGCCGAGCGCCUGGGCGCGCUGAGCCGCGCCAUCUGGAGCGCGCCCGAGCUGGCCUACGAGGAGCACGGCGCGCACCGGGAGCUCACACGCUUCUUGGAGCGUGAGCCUCCGGCCGCCUCCUGGGCCGUGCAGCCGCACUUCGGGCUCCCCACCGCCUUCCGUGCCGAGUGGGCGCCGCCGGAGGCAGCCGCGGGGCCCGGCGCGCUGCAGCUGGCCUUCCUGUGCGAGUACGACGCGCUGCCCGCCCUGGGCCACGCCUGCGGCCACAACCUCAUAGCCGAGGUCGGGGUGGCGGCGGCGCUGGGCCUGCGGGCUGCGCUGGAGGGCGUCGCUGCACCGCCGCCGGUCAAGGUCGUUGUCCUGGGAACCCCUGCUGAAGAAGACGGUGGUGGCAAGAUCGACUUAAUCAAAGCAGGUGCCUUUAAAGACCUUGAUGCUGUUUUCAUGGCUCAUCCAUCUCAAGAGGAUGCCGCCUAUCUGCUGGAUGUGGCCGAGCGUGACGUUACUGUGAAAUACUAUGGAAAGGCGUCUCAUGCCGCUGCUUACCCUUGGGAGGGAGUGAAUGCCUUGGACGCUGCGGUUCUCGCCUAUAACAAUCUCUCUGCGUUAAGACAACAGAUGAAACCAACCUGGAGACUUCAUGGUAUAAUAAAAAACGGUGGUGUAAAACCCAAUAUCAUCCCCUCUUACUCUGAAUUAAUCUAUUACUUCCGUGCACCCUCAAUGAAAGAGCUUCAAGUUUUGACCAAAAAGGCAGAAGAUUCCUUCAGAGCUGCAGCUUUGGCUACAGGCUGCACAGUAGAAAUUAAAAGUGAAGCACACGAUUAUUACAACGUUCUUCCCAAUAAGACACUGUGCAGUGCGUAUAUGGAGAAUGGGAAGAAGCUGGGAAUGGAGUUCAUCUCAGAGGAUGCAAUGUUGAACGGGCCGUCAGGCUCUACUGAUUUUGGAAAUGUCAGUUUUGUGGUUCCUGGGAUCCACCCGUAUUUUUACAUUGGGACUGACGCCUUGAAUCACACGGAACAGUACACAGAGGCCGCAGGAUCACAAGAAGCUCAGUUGUACACUUUGCGUACAGCCAAAGCUCUGGCAAUGACUGCGCUGGACGUCAUCUUUAAGCCUGAGUUGCUGGAAAGAAUCAGAGAGGAGUUUAAAUCGAAGCUUCAAGAAGAACAGCUUUUAAAUACACCCGCGUAGGAAGAGGACUUAGGGACUGCUCAGGAAGCGUUGGGUUUGCGUGUUUGUUUUUGACCUCGAACAUUUUUUCAAUGCAAGAGAGCAUGCUUGAUUUCCACUCUUGGUAGGUGAGGGCAGGAUGGAGCGAAGACACUAAUGGAGUUUGUGAUAUUUCAGGUGUUGGUAUGUGAUACCAUUUCUUAAGCUAGAUGUUAUGUGAUUCUGUACCAUGGUACGGUAAUGUUUUGUAAAUGUCUCUUUCGUAUGGUUUUAUGCGAUUCUGUACCAUGGUAAGGUAAUGUUUUGUAAAUGUAUCUUUCCUAUGGUUUUUUAAGUCCCACAGGUUUCAAAACUUAACACUCAUGAACUCUGUGGUCCAGAGUAGUGAAUGUCUUCUCAGCAGUUUAAAGUUAGGGGCUUUUGUUUUAAGUCUAACUGUAUCUGUCUUGGUCUAGAGAAACACUUAAACAUAGCUUGUAGAACACACCUAGAAUCUCCAGUACAGAAAAUUAGCUUUCUUGUAACUUUUUUUUAAAGAGAAUGUCCUUGAUUUCCAUGUAAUUACUCCAAGAAGCGGCAGAGGAGGAGCAGCGGUCAGUACCAGGAAAAAUGACAGGGAGACAGGGUUUGGGUUUCCAGUGGGGUGGGCUGUUGUGUGGUAGCCCAGGAUGUUACAAGAGUUGGGAGAGGAAUAGCGGCUGGUGUGCUCUGUUCCCCAGUGUCCUGUGCUGGUUCCUGUCACCCGGCAGCCCGCUGCCCACAGAAGCUCCCCCCCCCAACCCUGCUGGCCCAUAGUGAAAUCUGCCUGGGAAGGCGGCCUCUGUGUCCUCGUGCGGGGACUGAGUGAGGUCUCUAGCCUUUUCUCUGGAGUCGUCUGUUGCCUUCUCAGCUCACUUUGUGCUUUGUGUCACCAGAGCGCUUACAGAACUACAAAAGAGUUCUCAUCAUGAGAAACCCAGGAUUUUACCUGGACGUUGGAAACCCUUCGGUUAUGCCAGUAAUAAUCCUGGAAUGGGGGAGUCACAUCAAUGACCAGUUUCUCGUGGUUCUUACUUGGGCUUGAGUUUCUUUUUGGUGGCUGACUUUGGGACGAGUUUUCCGUCUGUUCCCAUCUUCCCUUUCUUCCUGCCGCGGCUGCUGCCUCUCCAGUGCUGGGGUUGUACGCAUGCGCACGCCCAACUGCCGCUAGUGUGAACUUCUUGCCCACGAUUAAAGAGUGCAAGGCUGUAAAACAAACUCUUGGGCACUAGUGUUCGUUAUUGUCAGUCGAGCCUUCAGGUUUAGGGGGCGCUCCAGAAAUGGAAACGGAAGGAGGCGGCCAAGUGCAUUUCCUUCUGUGGAGGAAGCCAGUCACUUGCCCAGCUUUCACUUGCAGGGUUGAUCUCCGGAACUCCUCCCAGCCUCGAGCUCCCGUUGGAUGUGUUGUGUAGAGGGUUAACACCCAAGAACUGCUCUCUGCUCUUCCCUGACUCGAUCUGGGCCUGGUGUCUGCCUGCUUACUUGCCUUUGUGCGGCCAGAAUAGCUUUUGCAUUUUCAGAGGUUAAAAAACGCACCACCACAAAACAUGGAGUAUUUACCGUCUGGCCCUUCUCAGAAAAACCGACCAGCCCACUCCAUCGGACAGUGUCUGGUUCCCGCCCUGUCAGAUGUCCUGGGUAAACUUCAGGCCUGUAUUGAAGACACUUGAGUGUGUGGAUGGGGCUCCCUGACGUAGUGACCUGCACUAUUCUGCUGUCAGCUCUGUCCUGCUAAACAGAAGCCUAGUGCUGCUUCCCUCAUCCAGUAAGUCCUCAGACUUCUCUGCACACCACCCUUCUGUCUCUCAGAGCAGCAGUGAGACCGCGCUCCUUCAUGACACCUCUGUCUGGAUAGUCACAGCUGAGUUCACACAUUUGGUAUCGUUUUAUAGAAAGAGGGGUGUCCUUGAAAGCUGCAGUCAAGGACUAAGACAGCCACAGAUGUGGGUUAUGUUGAUGGAGCUCUUCCCCUCAGUAACAGGUAUGAGUUUCUCACAUCCUAAGGAACAGGUGUUCUCUGGUUGUUUGGCUUUGGCUUUUGCAGCGCUGGACACUGAGGCCAGGGCUUCACACAUGCAAGAGCAGGUCUGUAGCACUGAGCUGCGUCCCCAGCCCAGGGCAGGACAUUGGUUUCACCUCCUAAGACCUUGACAGAAUCCCACAACAGCGGUUGUUACUGACACAUCCCAUCCUCUGCAGAUGGUCACAGCUGUUUCUCAUGUCUGUGUUCUGUGUUUGGUUUACCUUUUUAGAGUAAAAUUAAGCUUUACUCAUGUAUGAACAAUGUCACUUUUAGGUAAGGAAGGGCGGCGCUGUUUUUCUUUCUGCUUGGUUCCCGAGGAGGUUGCUGUCGUCUUGCCGAGGGUCUUGCUGCCGCUUUGACGAGUCUGCCCUCACACUCCAGCCCAGCCUGAGUAGCUGGACGGAGGGGCGUGCCAUUGUGCACGGCCUUAGCUCUUUGUUCUCAAGAGGGGGAUGCUAGCUUCUAGAAAGCUGAUGAGACUUAAAUGUGGAGUGCUGUAUUUUUGUUGUUUUUAAGAAUGCCAUCACGUUUUCCCCGGACGUGGAUUUGAUGAGACUUUAAUCACUUAAUAGAGUCUGUAAUUCAUGCUUUUGCACUAGAUUCUCUAUCUGAAGUCAGUGUCUGUGUGAGGUGGUUAGACUUUUCAUAUCUGGCAUAGUUGCUAACUUCUGGAUUGACUACCUACUUCCUUGGAAUCACCCAGGUUCAGACGCGUUCUAGUGGCUCCUGAUCACAAGAUAAGUGUUCAUCCCGUGAUGGGAGCUUUCUCAUGACACCCAGAGCAGAAAAGGGAUGGCUGGGGUUACUUUUCUAAAAUACACAAACCUGAUCCAUCUCCCGACAAGGUUACGCUUUUUAACAUGAGAAGAUUUUUUAAAUCUUGACUUAGUUUCUGACAGUCAUCUGUCAGUGGGUCAGUGGGCCUGAUUGAGUUUUUGUUGUUUGGAAGUGGUGUUCUCUUCCAGUGGUUUACAGUCUCGCAUCACUUACACCAUGUGCUGAAGCCUUUUCCUCAGAAGUCACCUGGGGGCAUAUGUGUGUGCGUGCGCGUGCUUUUGUGUGUGUGUGUGUGUGUGUGUGUGUAGAGCGCAUGCUUGGGGGUGGAACCCAAAUAGAGUUAUACAGUUCCUUUAGGUUUCAUAUGCACCGGCCAUGUACACACAGCAUGAGGGAAAGUCUGUUCAGUGUUUUAGUGUGCCUGAGAUUUGACUGACCUGUUCACAGAGGCCAGUUGUGCAGUUAUCCACCUAGGUCAUGCCACUCAAAAAGGUUUGGAUUUUGGAGCAUUUUGGACUUGAGGUUAGGUGUGUUCAACCUGUACUGUUAACUAGUAAGUUGCUAGGUAUUCUAUGAAUGUAGCUAAUAUUUAGCUUUCCUCAAAAUUUUUGAACUGAUUUUUAGUCUUAAUAAAUUCUCCUUAUUGAAUGAACUA